This is a messenger RNA of Microplitis demolitor, 3162 nucleotides long. Its product is annotated as atrial natriuretic peptide receptor 1. Gene Ontology annotation, molecular function: guanylate cyclase activity; protein kinase activity; ATP binding. The transcript is spliced from 15 exons. Gene Ontology annotation, cellular component: membrane. Lineage: Eukaryota; Metazoa; Arthropoda; Insecta; Hymenoptera; Braconidae. The coding region runs from base 1 to 3162 and encodes 1053 amino acids. Gene Ontology annotation, biological process: cGMP biosynthetic process; intracellular signal transduction; protein phosphorylation. The record is from RefSeq and is a predicted model, not a curated record.
AUGGCAUCCCAUUUAGACAGUCCAUUUGACCUAGAGCGUUGUGGACCUGCUGUUGAUUUAGCACUCGCUGAAGUUAAUGAAUUUUUAAUUAUACAUAAUGUUCAAUUACAGAAAGUGCAAGCUAGUUACCCAUCGUGUAGUGGUGCGAGAGCACCGGGAUUAGCAGCGGACAUGCAUUUUCGCGAUAACGUUAUCGCGUUUAUCGGUCCAGCGUGUGCUUUUGCAUUGGAACCUGUUGCGAGACUCGCGGCCUACUGGAACACGCCGAUCAUUACUGGAAUGGGUGAUCAGGGAAUUUUUAAAGAUAAAAGUAAAUAUCCGACAUUAACACGAAUGUCUUAUUGUCAAUGUCGAUUACGUCUAGUAUUUUCGAGCAUUUUCAAAGAAUUUGGAUGGUCGCACGUUGCAUUGAUACUCGACAAAUCCGAUUUAUUUUCAUUGACAGUAGGAAAAAAUUUAGAAUACGGAUUACGUAAAGACGGUCUGCUUAAAUUUGUACGAGAACUCGACGGUAAUUCACAUGAUGAUUCCUAUCAUUUGUAUUUACGUGAUGCCAGCAUGUACGCAAGAGUCGUGAUACUGAGCGUAAGAGGAACACUCGUCAGAAGAUUUAUGCUAGCAGCCCAUGCUCUAGGAAUGACACGCGGCGACUGGACAUUUUUGGACGUUGAAAUAAUUCAAGGUUCGUAUUGGGGUGAUCAUGACUGGGAAAUAGGCGACGUAGAAGACGGAGCAGCACGAAAAGCUUACGAAGCUCUUCUACGAGUUUCAUUACUCCAACCGACCUCUCCGCGUUUUCAAGAUUUCGCAGAAGACGUUCGUAUUCGCGCGCAAACCGACUAUAACUACACAUUCUCUGACGGUGAGGAAGUUAAUUUUUUUAUUGGAGCUUUCUACGACGGAGUUUAUUUGCUUGGUAUGGCUUUGAAUGAAACGUUGUCCCAAGGAGGAAAUAUUAAUGAUGGACUCGCUAUGACUAAAAGAAUGUGGGGGCGUGAUUUUGUGGGAAUUACUGGGCAUGUACGUAUUGAUAUUGACGGUGAUCGGGAUGCUGAUUAUAGUAUUCUCGAUCUUGACCCUAUUACUGGAAGAUUUGAAGUAGUGGCGCAUUACUUGGGACUGAAUCGAGAAUACAAUCAAGUGUCGGGUAAAAAAAUUCACUGGCCAGGUGGCCGUGAAGGACCACCGGCAGAUAUUCCUGAAUGUGGAUUUCUAGGUGACGAUCCAGGCUGCUCACGUAAAACAGACGCGUAUACUCUGAUACUUUACUCGAGUUUCGCUCUUGGUAUUUUUUUACUCGCUGUUAGUACCGCAGCAUGUUUGCUCUAUCGACCAGAAGAAUUGCUAUUGGAAGUCAGUAAAACUUUUUCUUCCAAGAUAAAUUUACAUCAAGCUAUGGCUGACGCUAAUAAUUUUGGAUUAGAACAAAAAAGACGGGGAUCGCAAUUAAGUGGUGAUUCAUUAGCAGCAACAUCGGUAUUUACGAGUGUAGGUAUUUAUAAAGGAGAACGUGUUGCUAUUAAGAAAGUAACUAAAAAAAAAGUUGUUGAUGUUACCAAAAAAUUACUAUGGGAAAUUAAACAAGUACGUGAUGUUACAUCGGAAAAUACUGUUAGAUUUAUUGGAGCAUGUCUGUGUUCACCAUCACCAACAGUAUUAAUAUUAACAGAAUACUGUCCAAAAGGAUCACUCAAAGAUGUCCUUAAUAAUGAAGCAAUAAAACUUGACUGGAACUUCCGAAUGUCAUUGAUCCAUGACAUCGUCAAAGGAAUGGAUUAUUUACACGCAAGUGAAGUGAAUGCGCACGGCAAACUACGGUCAUGCAAUUGUUUAAUUGACGGACGUUUCGUAUUAAAGAUAUCCGACUUUGGUCUCAAGACUUUGACAACUCCUGCGGAAUUGGUUAUUGAUGAAAAUUAUUACUCGAAAUUAUUGUGGAUCGCACCCGAGUUGUUACCGCAAACAGUUUUGCCAGGUAGCGCAGCGACACAAAAAGGUGACGUUUAUAGUUUUGCUAUCAUUUUAGAAGAAAUAAUAUUACGUGGCGGUCCUUAUGAAGUAGCCAAGACUUUUAUGACAUCACAAGAAAUUGUAAAUCGCGUAUCGUCAGGAGAGAAUCCAUGUUUCCGUCCAGAAGUUCAUCCAAAAGAUUGCCCUCCAGAUAUUUUCUGUCUUAUGGAAAGAUGUUGGAGUGAAAUAAGUGAUGACCGUCCAUCAUUUCAAACAAUUCGCGGAAUAAUUCGCGGCAUAAUGAAAGGAUACUGCGAAAAUCUAAUGGAUGAUUUGUUACGUCGUAUGGAACAAUAUGCUAAUAAUUUAGAAGCAUUGGUCGAAGAAAAAACUGAGCAACUGACGUUAGAAAAACGUCGAAGUGAAGAAUUGUUGUAUCAAGUAUUACCAAGACAAGUAGCUGGACAACUGAUGGCUGGCGAACUGGUGCAGCCAGAACAGUUUGAAUCCGUGACUAUUUACUUCAGUGAUAUCGUUGGUUUCACGGCGCUGUGUGCUCAGAGCACUGCGAUGCAAGUUGUAGAUUUUCUUAACGAUCUCUACAGCACAUUUGAUCGCAUAAUAGGUUUCUAUGACGUCUACAAAGUCGAGACAAUCGGCGACGCUUAUAUGGUUGUCUCAGGACUACCCCAACGAAAUGGAGACGAGCAUGCCAAGGAAAUAGGUCUGAUGGCUCUGGCUAUUCUUGAUGCCGUAAAAUCGUUCAAGAUCGGCCACAGACAGGACUCGCAAUUAAGUGUGAGAAUUGGCGCGCACAGUGGUCCUGUUUGUGCAGGUGUCGUUGGACAAAAAAUGCCGCACUAUUGUUUGUUUGGUGAUACUGUCAAUACAGCAUCACGUAUGGAGUCGACUGGCUUACCGUUAAAAAUCCACGUGUCAGAAACAACUAAAAAUAUCUUAGAUAAAUUUGGGACAUUUGAAUUAGAAUUACGCGGCGAAGUUGAAUUAAAAGGCAAAGGUACUGUGACGUCAUACUGGUUAAAUGGAUGCACAACACCAGAUCCACGCUUAUCGUCACCAAAAUUACGUAAAUACAGCACUAGUCCGCCAGAUAAUGGACAAUGUACAACAUUAAAUCCUCUUAUAUUCCCGCAGAAUAUUUUAAAUGCUAAAAAUUCUAAUAAUACAUUUAUUAAUUUGUCUGAACUCUAA